GUCGGCGGUGGCGGAUAGCAUGCACCCUGCAACGAUGUGCGGUUCAUGCUGAAAGACAUCACAGUUAUCUUGGCUCAAGCUUAGCAGAGAAGGCACCCUCCGUCGCCGCUGCACCUCCAGAAGAUGGCAGCACUCCUGGCAUCGGCCGGCGCGCUCGCUUUCCAGGAGCAGGAGUUGCGGGAGCACUCUGCCGAGCUCGAGUCUUGGGAUCAGGAGGAGGAAGAGGAGGACGAGGGGGACGAGGAGGAGGAGGAGGAGGUGCACACCGAUGCAACCUCUGGCACGCAGCCCUCGCUGGAGGCUGCCCACGAUGUGGACCGCAUGUUGGGCAGCGCCAGCACCGUCGCGGCGGCGCCGCUCCCGCCAACGCUGGAUGACACGCUCUGGGAGGAGGACGACGACGACGAGGGCUUCUCGGGGUGGACACCUUGGAGCCCAGCCUCGUUCAAGAUGGCCGGAGUCAAGUCGAGUGGCACGCCAUCGACGAGGCCAGUCGGUAUCUCUUCACAGUGAGCGUGGCUGCCUGGGCCGUCGAUGUGCGGACUUAGGGCGCCGCAGCGCUGCUGGUCCAGUGCGACCAGCCGGGAGACAUGACCCGGCAGGUUGGACCAACUCGAAGGAGCCUCCGAAGCACCGUCGACCGUUGAGCAGACUGGCGACGCAGCGCAGCGGCAUGCGUCCUGGCACGCGUCUUGCCAGUCUCCGCUCCCUCUCGCUCUCUCGUCAUUUCUCGGGCAUUUCUGGCAACCUCCUCCUCCUCCUCCUCCUCCUCCUCCUCCUCCCUCCUGCUCCCCGAGGGCCCCGCGUCGAAGCUGGGCUGGUGUCCAGGGCGGGGCCCCCCCGCCCGCCCGACGGCCCUGACGGGCGAGCCCCCCGUCCCUGGGGGUGCCUGCGGCCUGUGCCUCGGCGUGGUCUGCCCGCCGCGGCGCUCGAGCCGCAGCUCUCCCGGAGGCGACGGGGCUGGUCGCCACAGCCACUCGAUGGAGCGGCCCGCUACAGACAUUCCGAGCAGGAGAUCGACUGGCUACAUCAUCGAGUUACUC
Molecule: messenger RNA, 1043 nt
Organism: Prorocentrum cordatum
Lineage: Eukaryota; Dinophyceae; Prorocentrales; Prorocentraceae
Source: the annotation of a GenBank genome assembly